Messenger RNA from Entamoeba invadens IP1, 2718 nucleotides. RefSeq names its product serine-threonine protein kinase, putative. The record is from RefSeq and is a predicted model, not a curated record. Gene Ontology annotation, molecular function: protein kinase activity; ATP binding. Gene Ontology annotation, biological process: protein phosphorylation. Lineage: Eukaryota; Evosea; Mastigamoebida; Endamoebidae. The transcript has a single exon. Bases 1 to 2718 code for a protein of 905 amino acids.
AUGCCAUUCAGAACACUUCUGAAUUUAUUUCUUGUGGUUGUUUUUACUUGGGCGUCGCCGACAAAACUCGAAACAGAGACUUUUGAAGACAUUGACUUAUUUAAGGCUGAUCAAGACUAUUACCAAUUUGUAACAUAUAUCGGUUACAACGAACUAAGCGAACAACGACACAACUUACCGAUGUAUUACUACCUCAAUGACACCAUCGUCCAAACGUUAUUUUUUGACUCAACGCUUUCCAUUGUCAAAAAUAGAACUGCGGAAAUUCGAAUCAAUGGAAUGCACAGACCUCAAAUUGUCGAUAUGAGAGAAUCUUUAUUUGUGUUGGACGACAGCAAAUUGUCAUACUACGAUUUGGAGACUAACCCUCCCGAGAUACUUAUCAAUUCAACACUUAACGGAAAAAUUGGACAGUACUCUCCACUCAGUUAUAUUUUAUUCCAAAAUGAAACUAUACAAACUGACUUACUUAUAACAUGUGUGGAUUACACACUUGCUGGUGUCAAAUUAGAGACAUUGACUUUAAAAGUGUCGUCUCAAUUUCCAUGUGGCGAGUAUGUCACAUCUGGCUCGGAUCUUAUUGCAGUGAAGAACAAAACGGACAUUACAAUAUAUCAAUUAAAAGUCACUGACGACGGGUAUUACUUAAAUGGGGAAUUUGUCUUCCACAAAAAAAUCACCAUGGCGGAGUAUUUAAAUCCUUCAGAAACAUACCAAUACGACCCAAUUCGAUUCACAAGAAAUAAUGUGUUGUAUGUAGCAGUCAGUAAGUAUAACAAAGUCGCGAUAUUUGACGCUUCAACAGACUAUUCUGUGGAAGAGGAGAUCACCAACAUUCCAUUUUAUAGCGAGUCAAACAGUGGAUAUGUGAAACCCUAUAAAAAUAUACCAUUUGAUAAUAUUGGAUCUUAUGGACAAAUAAUAGUAGUAGGUACCCCAGGAUAUAGUACUAAAGAUAUGCCACAUUGUGGAGGUGCGUAUGUCUUCUUUGACAAUAUCUUAGACAAGGGUUACACUCCUCGAAUUGUUGAGUUCAUCCACAUCAUAGGGAAAAUAGCAUAUGGGUAUACAGGAUACUCUGUUUGUUCUUCAAGAAAUUCGGUGUGGUUAGGAGGACUUUCUGUACCACAACUGAAUUACAUUUAUGACAACAUAUCCGUGUCUAUUAAAAGUGUGAAUAAAGAGUAUUGUAAUGUCACAAAUUGUUUGUGUCACUCGAACAUGUAUUUCAUUGACGGGAAAUGCUCCUAUGAAAAAGGAGAAAAGGAUAUUUUAGUGAUUGUGGUAUCCGUAGUUGUUGCUGUUCUUGGUGUGUUGGUGAUUGUGACAAUAGCUAUAUUGAUCAUAACAUUCACUAUCCCUCGGAAGAACAAGAAGCAGACGUUCUCUGUCAAAAAUUACGACUACGACUUCACACUAUUUGAAUACUUCCCAUUGGAGUUUGACACCACCAAACUGACUUUUGGGAGUGAAGAUAUGCCACUUAAUAUUAACGUGGAGACUUCCCAUGAAAUAAACAUUACUAACAAAACAAAGAAUUACUACACAUUCAAUUUCAAUCCAUUAGACAGAGAAGAUCAUAGAUAUGCCAUUCACUUUGAUCCUAAGAUGGGGAUCUUAUCCCCAAGAAUCACACAAAAAGUCUGUGUGAAACUGACGAUGUUAUGCACAUGUUCUAUAGAUGAAAUCAUAGAUGUACAAGUUCAUAUGGGGAAGGGAGAGUCUUCCACUGGAGAUCAUGCAGCUUUAGAAUUGGUCUUAGAAAGCAGUUCAAGUCUUACAUUAGAUUAUACCGAGUUCCAAAAAGAGAAAGUGAUAGGGGAGGGUUCCUUUGGAAUAGUGUAUAAAGGGGUCUAUCGAGGUGUUGAUGUCGCAAUCAAAGAGACAAAGUCCUUCAGUUGGCCUGAAGAUGUAUUAGAAUCCUUUAUUAAGGAAGUUGAGAUGAUGGACAAAAUGCGGUGUCCUUAUAUCAUCAAUUUCAUAGGUGCUUCAUUCACUCCCGAGCAUUACUCCAUCGUUACUGAGUUUGCUAAGUUCGGGUCUUUGAAGAGCGCGUAUGAAAGUUCGUAUUUUUCAAACACUUUAAUGACGAAAAUGCUGUUAGACGUUGCUCGAGGAAUGGUCUUCCUUCAUGGGAGUAAUUUGGUGCAUCGCGAUUUGAAGCCCGAGAACGUCUUAGUUGUUUCAAUGAACAAUCAAGAGAAAGUAAAUGCAAAAAUCUCCGAUUUCGGGACUGCAAGAACCGCUGUGAUGAAUGAUAUUGCUAACACAAUGACGAGAGGAAUUGGCACACCUAUUUAUAUGUCACCAGAAAUGCUGUUGAAUCUCCCUUAUAACUUGAAGACUGAUAUCUAUUCAUUCGCAAUUGUCUGCUAUGAAGUGUUUCUGAGGAAGAUACCAUAUCAACAAUUUUCUCAUACGUGGGACGUCGCAGACUUCGUUUUAAAAGGAGAUAGACUCCCAAUACUAAGUACAUUCCCCCAGGAAAUGGGUGACUUGAUCAAAGAAUGUUGGGCAGAUGCUUGUCUUAGACCCCCUUUCACUGAAAUAGAAACACGACUAGAAAAAAUGUGGAACGCCUUUUCAGCUCUUCAAUUCGAUUUUAGCAACCCACCCAUUGCUCCAGGAAUGCCAAUGAUGCCACCACCACCACCAGCAAUCAAUAGAGCCUCUCAAUAUGUACCAACUCGAUGUGAUUUGCAAAUAGAAAUGAAUUAG